GGAGUAUACGGCCGCGGUGGCGGCAGGGGCCAUGUCUCUGGAGGAUGGCUUGCGCCUCGUAGCAAGGCGGGGCGAGCUGAUCGACCAGAAGUGCGACGUAGGCGUGGGCAGCAUGGCAUCCAUCUUCGCCACCAAGGAGCAGGUGCAGAAGGCAAUGGACGAGGUGAAGAAAGACUUGGCGAAGGGCCAGGUGGUGGUCAUUGCUGCCUUGAAUGGGCCUGCCCAGACCGUUGUGUCGGGCCACAAGGCCGCGGUGAAGCUUGUUUGCGACAACGUGGGCGCACAAAGCAAAGUGUUGAGCAUCCCCCACGCCAUGCACUCGCCUUUGAUGGCCCCCAUCCUGCCGGAGCUGCGGGAGGCUGCGCAGAAGUGCCAGCGGCCCGGCAGAGCCGGAGUCUUGAUGUGGGCCUACCUCAGGCAGGUAGGAUAG
This is a messenger RNA of Effrenium voratum, 430 nucleotides long. The record is from the annotation of a GenBank genome assembly. Lineage: Eukaryota; Dinophyceae; Suessiales; Symbiodiniaceae.